GCGGGAUGACGUCAGCUGUUUUGCUUUCGGUGGCGGGAUGCGGAUGUUUUGCUCUCGGUUUGGCCGCUUCGCCUGCUUGUGCCCAAGUUAACACAUGUCAGUUCGCCGACUGAAAGAAAGUAGGGCGAGCUCUGAAAUCCCGAGUGGGAGGGAUUCGUGACGUUUGCGUGAAGGUUCGUGGAACAUUGUUGUUGUUGGACAGCUGGAAGUUGUCUAUAGCGCAAUGGAGAGCUCGUUAAUACGAGACAAUCCGCUGCUUUUACCUCUCAACAAGGAGAAAACGGUCUAUGAUGGAUUCAUCACCGUCCAGGAAAGAGACUUCAGAAUAAGAAUACUCCUCCCAGCAGAUCGCCAACUGAAGCGGGCCAGGCUGCACUGCUGCUGGCAGCUAAAGCGCCUGUUACGUGAACACCAGCACAUAGUGAAGCAGAGGCUGCAGCAGUCGGCCGAUCUCGCCGGCUUCCUGUUGGAGUUGAAGACCGUCUUGGAAGUGGCUCUAAACCGUCGUCCCGAGGGCCGCUCGGUCCCGCCUCCUCGAUAUUACUCCCAGCUCAUCUCGGAGAUGGAGACUCUCGGAUGGGAUAAGAUGCUUUCCAUAGACAUGGACUUCCAAACCCUGAAACUGAAGGCCGAGGAUCCCUCCGGAAGGCAGCACGUUCUCACUGUUAAACUCAAGUCAAAGCAUCCAGCAGAGGCUCCUGACUGCUCAGCUGACCUGCCGGUCCCUUUGACCGUCACCUGGACACCGCAGAGUACUCUGGAGCAGCUCCACAGCCAGUUCCUGCUGGUUCUGGAGUCCCUGACAGACUUCUGGGACGUCCUGGAUGAGAUCGACAAGAAGACCUGGGUUCUGGAGCCGGAACGACCCAGCCGUUUAGACACGAUGAGGCGAAUCGCCAUUGGAAACAACGUAUCCAUCAAGGUGGAGGUGGAUCCAAGGCACCCGAAGAUGCUGCCAGAGUGCUGCCUGCUGGGAGCAGAUCAUGUGGUGACGCCGCUGAGGAACAAGCUGAACGCCAACAUGCACAUGUGGAACCCGGACUCCAGCGUCUUGAACAACCUCCGGGAUGUUUUGGAGAUCGAAUUCCCGUCACCGGCCACCCACGAAAAAUCUAGUUUCAACGUGGAGUGCGGCAUCUGUUACUCCUAUCGGCUUGAAGAUGCCAUCCCAGAUCAAGUGUGCAACGACCCCCGCUGUGGCCAGCCAUUCCAUCAGGCCUGUCUCUACGAGUGGCUGCGAGCGCUUCCCUCCAGCAGGCAGAGCUUCAACCUUGUUUUCGGAGAGUGUCCUUACUGCAGCAAGCCCAUCACUGUGAAAAUGGCGGCCCAGAAGUCCUGAGGAGCAACAUGACGAAACAUUGAUCUGAUAUUAGAUUUU
Molecule: messenger RNA, 1378 nt
Organism: Fundulus heteroclitus (mummichog)
Lineage: Eukaryota; Metazoa; Chordata; Actinopteri; Cyprinodontiformes; Fundulidae
Gene: fancl
Product: FA complementation group L
Exons: 14
Coding region: 224-1339 (371 amino acids)
Biological process (GO): interstrand cross-link repair; protein monoubiquitination
Cellular component (GO): nucleus; Fanconi anaemia nuclear complex
Molecular function (GO): ubiquitin protein ligase activity
Source: RefSeq, a predicted model, not a curated record